Messenger RNA from Eufriesea mexicana, 471 nucleotides. RefSeq names its product protein cornichon (gene cni). The coding region runs from base 1 to 432 and encodes 143 amino acids. NCBI's taxonomy places the organism in Eukaryota, Metazoa, Arthropoda, Insecta, Hymenoptera, Apidae. Gene Ontology annotation, biological process: vesicle-mediated transport. The transcript is spliced from 4 exons. The record is from RefSeq and is a predicted model, not a curated record.
AUGGCGUUCAGUUUGGCUGCUUCUUCAUACAUCGUGGCUUUAAUAGUAGAUGCUUUUUUACUUAUUUUUGCGAUAUUUCAUAUUAUUGCAUUUGAUGAAUUAAAAACUGGUUAUAAAAAUCCCAUUGAAUUAUGUAAUAGCUUAAAUUCGCUAAUUAUUCCAGAAUAUGGAUUACACAUUUCAAUCAAUAUUUUAUUUUUACUUAGUAGACAAUGGCUUUCAUUGUUUCUAAAUAUUCCAUUAAUAAUCUAUCACUUAUGGCAAUAUUAUCAUAGACCUAUUAUGUCUAAACCAGGUCUUUAUGAUCCCACUAGUAUAAUGAGUGCCCAAGCUCUUAAAAUUCACCAAAGAGAAGGAUGGUAUAAACUUACAUUAUAUUUUCUAUCAUUUUUUUAUUAUUUAUACGGUAUGAUUAGUUCAUUGAUUCAUUGAAGAAACUAUCCAUUAUUCAAUAAUAAUUGUUUAUAACAU